AGGAUGCAGCAUGAACCUCGGUGCCCCGCACUGGGAGCUCGCGAGCCUCGGCAGGGGGACUACGACGACGACGAAGCGGGUGUUGUUCAGGUGCUUUCGCAUCAGAUCGUCCUCGAUACACGCAACGUCGUCGCGCGCGUCGAGAACUGCCGUCGCCGCCGGCGUCGUCGCGCUCACUCGGAAGUGGCGCACAACACCUGGCACAGCGGGGACAGCGACAGCAGCAACAGCAGCAUCAGGGAGAGAAGGCACCGCCAGGCCGUCGAGAGACACGAGGUGGUGCAAGAGGUGCAGGUGGCGCGGCAGGAGGAAGAAACGGAAGCGGAGGUGGUGGAUUAUUACGAGCGCGUUGCGUUGCCGUUGUUGCUGUCGCCGUCGAGAGAACUCCUCGCCGGUAUUGUCGUCGUCGCCGCAACCACCGCAGCAGCCGCGACUAUUGCAGUCGCCGCCGUCUCGGUCGGCCGUGGUACGCUGGUCCAGGGGAACUUCUAAGGGCCCCGCCAACCCGGGCCGCUCAGGCAGGUACCUGGGCAACUGGUCCGGGAUACGCACGAGCGGGGCUGACAUCAUCGAACAGCGGGGAUACCCCGGCGAGUGGUCGCUCGCCGACAGGGCGACGGGGUGGACGACGGCGCGAGUUUGCCCGUUACCGCGGAGACGAGGGACGCGAACGAGAAGGGAAACGAGAGGAGAGCGUUCCGGUCGAGAGCGGAGAUACGUCGAGGCUCCAUCACCCGUCCAGGAAAGCGUUGACGUGUAUCGUCGCUGCACAGUGGAGAGGAAGGGUGAGGAAAAUCUGGCGCGAGUUAUCGAGUGGCGGAAGAAUAUCUCCGAUACAUCUCCGAGGAAACAGUCGGGAGCAGAGUCGCCCGAACGGUCACGUUGCGCAGCGUUGCUGGCGUCCUGUCUCGGCAGACGUACCGGAAAUAACGGUAGCGGCUGCAUCGCGGGUCGCUCCGCGAACGGCGUUUCGGGAGCACCAAGAGUCGAGUGUCAGCGCGUACCGAGAGACGGGCCUCAGAUUUGGUGGCAGCGAUGCGGGGCCUCCUGCAGCAGCCCGGCUGCGACACGGAUCCUCUACGCAACGAGUCCAUCGCGAGUCAUCCUUUUUGUCAUCAGCCGGCGUGCGCGAUACCGUGGAAAGGGGGACAGGAGCAGCGAAAAGAUCGGUCGGUUUUGGCAGGGGAAGGUGGAGCGCGUCGCAUCGUACGGCUACAAACGUGCGCGCCGAGGAACGUCGACGAGGGGGAGGAGGAGCGCGACGACGACGACAGGACGUCGGGGACGUUAGCGUCCCCGAUUAUCCCGUCGCGCCCAUGCGGCUCGACCCGUUCGGACUCACGGGACCACCUACGUCGAAAAAAUGGAGAGGGGCGGAGAGAAGGGAGCAGAAAGAGGAGAAGGAACAGCAGCUCUGGUUAUCGUCGUCGUCGUCGUCAUCAUCGACCUCGUUCGUGGAGUGCAUACGGUCCGACGACGGUGGCGUAUUCGCCGCGCAGCACCAUCACGAAGCCCGAUAUUACGGGCACGGACCCGAUAAGAAAGCCGGAACUGCCACUGCCUUUCGCAUCUCUCGCGAUUCCGCUUCGCGCGGCGAGGUGCGCGCGCGCGCACGUGAUCAUCACGAGGACGGGGAUGAUAAUGAUAGCGACGUGUUGCGCGCGCGGACGCGCAUUGUUCGCGAUGAUCGUCCGUCGCCGCGACGACGGGCCCCGCGAUUCGCUCGAAGAGCAAGAAGACGAGGGAACGGAGCGAUCUCCGAGGAAGGGUCCGACGUGGCCACCUCGGCCGUUUCUUUCGUCGACGUGCAUGCUUACACUGCCUAUAGCGAUGACAGAGACGACGAUGACGAUGGAGAAAAUGACGACGACGAUGACAACGAGGGACGUGCGCACUGCGAGCGAAAGAGAGUCCACGGUGGGUCCCAUGGAGCCACGGGGGAGACCUAUGACGAGUACGAGGAAGACAAAAACGAUGACAAGGCGCGUAUUAGUGUUUCGUAUAAUCCGCGCGACGAAGACGCGAACAAGAACGCGCCUCGCGAGGACUACAUCCGCACCGAGAUGGAUGCGAGUAAUCGUGGUGUAUUCAAGAGUGAUGAAUGGGCAUCGCGGUCCUCUUCGUUUGACGGGAAGAGGGAUCGCGAACGCGUCGAUGGCUACGAUUGCGAGUACCCGACAGUGGACGAGGUGUUUGACGGGGGAAGGAAGGAAGGAAGAUGUAGCGAUAACACUGCCUGGUUCCAAAAGCCAAUUACUAGGAGAAAAGGAAGAGGCGGAGGAAGAGAAGGGAGAGGAACAGGGGACAAGCCGCGUGUACGCAGAAGCUAUUACAGGCUGCUGCUGUUCGUGCUGUAUCUUCUGGCGUGGCCCCUACUGUGCUCGAGCAGUCCCUCGGGUCACCCCGCCUCGACUUUCGCGCAGAACCCGACCCUCGCGCACACCAAGAAUCCCGCGCAACGAGGUAACGCCACGCCGCCGGACACAUCGUUGUUCUCGUCGACGGUCAUCGAGCACCAAUACCAGCAUUCGCAACAAUACGUUCAGGGUAGCGAUCACAAUGCCGAUAGCGAGCAUCAUCGUCAUCACCAGCAACAGCAGCAGCGACAGAAAGAAGAGCGACAGGAACAGUCGGAUCAAGAGGAGUCCGAGCAGCGGCACCCCUACAACGAAUACUCUUGGGAGGUGAACCAAAUGAAUCCCUGGCUGUCGGCUUGCGAUCUGGCGGGACCAGCGCCGACCGAUCUUCAGGGUAGUUGCGGAGCGCCUCCACUGGAGGUGCCCAAGCACUGCCCGAAACCGUGCAAAAACGCUUCCGAGAUGAAGAAGAACUAUAAUAUGAAGAUUAAUUGGGGGGUCGAGGACGGAGGCGAGAGCGGCAGUCGACAUGGUGAUAAAUAUAGCACCGAUGAAAAGAAGGAGAAGAAGGAACAGUGCCUUUUAUAUCUCGAGGAAUCUGACAAGAAGAUCAUCUGUCAAACGAAGAGAGAAGACAGGAAGAAUACUCCAAGUGAUCUGCUGCUUCGGCUGCGUCUACGGCACUGCUGCGAGCACCCGGUGUUCAACGCCCUGGCGCCGGGCAAGGACGGUCCGCUCGAGAACGUGCUGAAAGGCGGCGAUGAGUGCAAUAAUACCUUGGACAAGCUGUUGCUCGUUGAUGCCCUGGCCGCGAGGCUGCUUUGCGAGUUCGAAGAGGUACUGGCGCGCUACGAUUGCGCCCAGCCGUACUCCGUCAUCCACAACUGCACCCAUUGCAAGGAGGCGUAUAGGAAAUGGGUGUGCAGCUCCCUGGUGCCUUACUUUGCUCACAGGAAUCCGAAAGACGUGAAAAUCUCGGAGGGCAGCUGGAUCGGCCCCAGAUUAAGGCCCUGCCGAUCCAUUUGCCAGACCGUGGAGGAACGUUGCCCCUACUUUCUUCCGGGCGAUCGUGCCCCCGCAUACCCCACACAAUACGCCGGCGAACCCACUUUUCUUUGCAGAGACCCGAACAUCCCCGAGAUCGGCGAGCAGGCCGCGAGGGCAAUGCACAGCAUCAGCGACGAAGAGUGCUGCUUCCACGAGAAUUGCGAGGACGCUAAUGACGGUAUCUGCCCCAAGAAAGACGUCUGCAAGAAGCUGUGGAAACAUCACAAGGCCCACGACCCCGGGACGGCGCCCCAAUGCGAUAUGAACUUCUCUCAAUCUGGUUCUACAGGUCCGGGCUCGCAGGCGGGCCAACCGGAAACGUCGACGGACCGCAAGCUCACCGACGGCAGCGACGAGCAGGACACCAGCACCGCUCCUUCCUUGUCCAGCACCACGACACCUUCGACCAUCACCGUCGGCCAAAAGGACACGGCGUUCUGCGGCAGCGGCCGCAUCGGCUCGAUAUCGAGCGCGUCCUCGCCCGGCCGACCGAGCCCGCCGAUUGUCCUUCAACUUUUCUGGCUCUGUUCGAUCCUGAUCACCCUCCCUGCGAACGCGCUGCAGUACAACGCCGUGUCCUGGAGUCCCUCUGGAUUCCUCCGGCUGAUCGGUUCCGGCCUGCACCUUUCGGGCGCAUUCGACCUGAGGAGGGUCCUCGGCGAUCUUUGCGUUUCCUUCGGUCCACGCUCGACCGGCAUCUACCGGCUUGCCGUCGUGCGUUGCCUCCUGUUCGUCCUCGGGAUGCCUGGACGGGCCGUGAUGAAGUGCCGUUGUCGCGGAUGGUGGUGGUGGAGGUCCUGGAGGAGGUCCAGCAGCCGGCACUUCCGCUGGAAAUUCCUCCGUCGUUUCGGCGCCGCGGCCCGGCGGUCCGUCUUGCGCGUGUCGAUUGCUAUCCUCGAGAUAUUCCUUAAGUACGCGGCAAAGUAUCGGUGUCGCGACUGGUGGUGGUUGUGGCGUCGGUGGCGAAAGUGCGACGGUUCGACGGAGCAGUACACGAAGCUUGUCCCUCGGAGGAAACAUCCGGCGACUCGCGGGACGGCACGUCGACGACGCGGCAGAAGAAGAGAUCUCUUCAGAGUUCUCAGAACGGACGUCGGAAACUCGGCCGGAUCGAUAUCCAGGAAGGAUCCGCCAUAGGGUAGACAGCUUCGCUUUCCUGGAUACGCAGGAUCGUACGGGUUUUCUUCUAUCGCGGGCUAUCCGCGAGAGCUUGUCUCCACGGUGCCGGAGUAAGCGAGAAGCACGCAGACUCGAUCGAAGCGAAACUCGAUUGAGGACAGAUCGACGCAGCGAAACGUCGGACGAGCAAGUAUACAAAGGAUCAGGGGGGACGUCCCCGGAAUAUUGCACGGGUAGAAAGAACACCAGCGCUGCGAGGAAGUAGCGAAGGGAUCCAAGGAUCAAGUGGAGGAGCGCGGGCCGGUCUCGUCGACGACUUCGGUUCCGCAGACUAGAGCAAAAGAGGGAGGAAAGGGAGAACAACAAAGAACAACUUCAUCAACCAAAAUAAGAACAACCUAGAACGAAGGAAACUAAUGUCUAGAGUUAAUAAUAAUGAUAAUAAUACAAUAAUAAUGAAUAAAACAAAAUAAAAUAAUAAAUAAUGAAUAA
Molecule: messenger RNA, 5015 nt
Organism: Vollenhovia emeryi
Lineage: Eukaryota; Metazoa; Arthropoda; Insecta; Hymenoptera; Formicidae
Gene: Mid1
Exons: 4
Coding region: 1317-4541 (1074 amino acids)
Biological process (GO): calcium ion import across plasma membrane
Cellular component (GO): plasma membrane
Molecular function (GO): stretch-activated, monoatomic cation-selective, calcium channel activity
Source: RefSeq, a predicted model, not a curated record